CAUUAGGACCGAGGACAACAGGGAUUUGCAGCCGUUUCUGUUUUGUCCUGUUUGCUCCGACUAAUAUACGUCCUGACUCCUUGUCAUGAGCCCCAGUUUUAGCCACAAUGCCUGUGUUUUACUCGCCGGGCCCAGAGAACCUGCAGAUGAGCCUGGCCUACAUGGGAGGCUCAGUGUUCACAACCAACAAGACGGCAAACAGUGACUUCAGCAGGGAGCAGGAGGACGCCUCAGUGGUCGACGAGUUGGUUUCUCACCUUCCCCUUCAGAUGUUGCUUUACUUCAACGUGUUUUACUUUCCCUGCUGGUGGUUUUCUGCUGUGUUCAUGCUGGAAGUAAAGUACUACUACCUGCCCGGGUACUACCAGGCUCUGCUGAUCACCGGACUGGUCCUGAUAACGAUCAUCGAAGUGAUCCGGCUUCAUCUGGGCUACAUCGGCAACCUGAAGGAGAAGGUGCCAGAGCUGGCAGCCUUCUGGCUCCUGUCUUUCAUGUUCCAGCUGCCGGUGCUGCUCUUCUUCGUGACUGAUGAAGGAAUCAUCAUCCUGCCCCUGGAGAGAGCCGUGCACUCCAUCUACCUCGCUCUGCUGCUUGCCCAGAUCCUGGCUUCUUUCUUGGCUCUCAGGACCAUGACCCGAAAGCUCACCCUGCUUUUCUAUCUGCGCCAGAUUGGCAAGGUGGAGAGCCUGCACCAACGGGAGACGAGUCCCGUCUAUGGGCUUCCCUACAACCGCAGCGUGCUGCCCGUUUCACCGGCUCAGGAUGUUUACCAUUAAUGACAGGGAUAAAUAUAUUUAACUAUCAAACCAUUUCUAUAUUAAAUGUCUCCAACAUUUCUGUACAUUUGUUCAUGCCAGCCGCCUGAUAAAGCAUAAAAAAAGGAGAUUCGCCAUAAAAACAAUUUUAAUUUAAGUAAAAAUAAAAAUCAAGAUCGUCGUUCAUUUUAUUAUUGCAUUGCUUUCAGUGUUUUG
Molecule: messenger RNA, 971 nt
Organism: Nematolebias whitei (Rio pearlfish)
Lineage: Eukaryota; Metazoa; Chordata; Actinopteri; Cyprinodontiformes; Rivulidae
Product: transmembrane protein 17A
Exons: 4
Coding region: 108-776 (222 amino acids)
Biological process (GO): non-motile cilium assembly
Cellular component (GO): ciliary transition zone
Source: RefSeq, a predicted model, not a curated record